GACCAGCGUCAGCUACGGAGUGUCAGCCUCUCCAACAUGGCUCUCUCCAGUGUGAUCAUCACCCCCGACGACAAACACGCACUCAUUGCAUCGUGGGAUAACUCUAUCUAUGUAUACUCUGUUGAUUAUGGGCGUGUCUUAGAGGUAAUCCCCGCCCAUGAUGAUGCAGUCUCCGCCCUCUGCUGGCAGCAGGGCUCUUCAAUCUUUGUGUCCGCCUCUUGGGAUUCGACCGUCAAACUAUGGGCGUGUGAGGGCCUUAAUGGAAGUUCUCAGAAGAUUGUAGCUGAUGUUCUUGCCGAGCUGGAUCAUGAUUCAGGGGUGACAUGCACAGAUCUGAGCCAUGAUGGCAGUCUACUCCUGACGGGAACGAAAGACGGCGAUGUCAACCUGUGGAACGUUGAACACCAGGUGGCGCUACGUCACAUACAGAGCCACCAUGGACCCGUCAAUGCCGUGAUAUUCAGUCCAGAUUGUCAACAGAUGGCUUCUGCAGGUCAGGAUAGCUACAUCAGAGUGAUUGAUGUAAACACAGGGACUGAGGUGUUUGCUAAAGAUGGUGAACAUGAAAUAAGGUGUUUAUGUUGGCGAGAUCAUAUUCUUCUAGCUGGUGAUGGAGGAGGUAACCUCAUGAUAUGGGAUAUGGCCAAGGCUCACUUAGUAGCAUCAUUCCAUCAACAUAUAGGAGCAAUUAAUUGUAUCCAGGUAUCAUCUGAUGCUUCCACGGUGCUCACGGGCGGUCAGGAUUCGAAGGUCAUAGUUUGGAAGAACUCAUGAGGAUGCGCCAACAUUGAGCUUAACCUGC
This is a messenger RNA of Lytechinus variegatus (green sea urchin), 802 nucleotides long. RefSeq names its product protein FAN-like. Lineage: Eukaryota; Metazoa; Echinodermata; Echinoidea; Temnopleuroida; Toxopneustidae. The record is from RefSeq and is a predicted model, not a curated record. The transcript is spliced from 6 exons. Gene Ontology annotation, molecular function: RNA polymerase II general transcription initiation factor activity; protein binding. Gene Ontology annotation, cellular component: transcription factor TFIID complex. Gene Ontology annotation, biological process: transcription initiation at RNA polymerase II promoter. Bases 37 to 774 code for a protein of 245 amino acids.